UGCCGGCCGGUUCUGUGUGCUCAUUUUGGUUCUAGCAGCUGUGGAUAGCCUUGAGCUUCCUGAGCUUUGGCUCAUUGAACUCGCCUGCCUUGGCAUAAUUGACGUGUCAACAUUUUCUCCUCCGUACUUAUCUCUUAACUGUAUGCGAUAAUCAAAGGAACGCUUCUGCAGUGGCUACACUCGCCGAGAAAGAGAAACAUGGCGUCAGGUCGUCAGAUCCUUGUGGGGGUAUUUCUUUUAUUUGGCAUUUUUCUUUACGGAAUUUUCGUCGGCUUGCCAGAAGAAGGGCAGACAACCGUUGGCUCGCCGAAGGGGAAAGGCACCGUCACCCCGUGUGGGGACUGCGACCUGCCGUCCUCUGCCGACGUCAAAACUCCUUGGCGCUCAUUCAACUACAAGCAGCUCAACGUACCAGCAAGCAUCAGCAGUGGAGCCAGUCAAGUAAAGCCAUUAGAAUCUACCGUCAUCAUUGAUGGCCUCACUGUGUAUUACCAGGAGGUAACUCCCAAAGAUGCAUACACUGAUAUCUCUGUGUUGAUGCUGCAUGGUGCAGCCUUCAAAUCUGAAACUUGGUACAACCUCGGAACCUUAGGCAGUCUGAGCUUGAUGGGAUAUCGAGUUGUUGCCAUUGACAUGCCUGGGUUUGGCAACUCCCCAUCUGGAACAAUCUCCGACAAGGCAGCAUUCGUGCAGCACCUUCUGGCUGCCCUUCAUCUUAAUAACCCGGUGAUUGUGAGCCCCAGCCUGAGUGGCCAGCUGAGCCUGCCGUUCCUGGUCAAGCAUUGGCAGCAGAUGGCUGGCUAUGUUCCUGUGGCCCCUGUCGGCUGGAAUGUGCUGGAGCAGGUGCAGUGCAACACUGGAGAGGCCCCAGUGGAUGUGUCCCAGGUGUACCCACCGCUCCAGGUCCACCUGCCCAAGCAGGUUCCCAACCUGAGCUGCAUCAAGGUGCCCACGAUGGUGGUGUUUGGUGAGCAUGACCGGAGCACAAGCUCAGCGCUGCUGAACCUCCUGCCCAACAGUGUGGCCGUUGAAGUACCCCAUGGCAGGCACCCGGCCUACCUGGACAACCCCAUCCUGUGGCAUCAGGCAUUGUACAACUUCCUGCUGCGUUUGCGUUAUGGACUGCAGCAGCAAGCUGUCAAGGGCAGCUCAUGAGUCGGUGCCCCACCGAAUGCACCAUCACUUUGUUUUCUCCUUCCCCGCCCCCCUUUUUUUUCUUCUUUUUUAGUCCUUGCCUAGUGCCCGGAGUUAGAAGGUUAUUUGAACUCGAUAUGCGACUCUGAAGUAGAGUAGGGGCAUACCACUGUUGGCCCACUUGUUUAUAGGGACACUAAAUAGAAACGUUGAAUUGGUUUAGACUGGUUGAUUAUUAUUUUUAAGGUUUCUUUUGACUUCAGUUUGAGAAACUGUUUAUCAUUGGCGGAGAGAACAACGGCGAAACGUUUUUCCUUUCGAAUUGUAUGCCCAAACUGUCACUACCGAUUAGAUCAGUCCAAUUCCUUGGUUUUAGCGACGUUUCUAUGGAGAAAAUGUUACCAAAAUUUGCGCUCUUAUUCUUUUCUCGUGUAACGCGAUGCGAUUCAUUUAUAUUGUUGAACAGUUUGACUAGCACCAACCAGACGCUGCCGAAAUAUGCAACCCUGCGAAGGAUCUGGUGCAACACAUUCAAGGUGACAUCGCCUAGCUUUCUUUCUUUUUUGCAUCUUUUCUUUACAGAGCCUUUGUUCAUGGUAAGAAUGACCUACUUGCAGUCCCAAAAGUGUGAUAUAUCCAUUUAACCUAAUAUUUCUCACAGCGUCCCAUUAAAGGAGCUCUGAUGCAAGCUGUGUUAGACAUUUCACACCGCCAACAGCAAUUGCAAAUACCUAGGUUUCUGUCAUCUGUAGCCAACCUCAGUCUAUAGCACUUGAUGAGCUGCGAGGCUGUUUGAUUUGUCCAACAUCGCUCUUACAUUACAAAAUCUUGUGUGUGUGUGUUGGCACAAGCACCUGUGCUUUGAAUCGAGUACUUUUUUGUUGAACGAUAAUAUAUACAUGGAGCGUUCCGAAGUACUUUAUGAACGGGGGCAUGGCAAUAUCUAUAACUGUGCUGCUUCUAUGAGAAACUUGACAUUUGAUUCUCUCGUGCCAGUUGUCUCUGUUGCAUUCUGCAAAGAUAUUGCCCAUUUUCAGCUUUAUUCCUGAUAAGACACAAGGCCAUGACGUUUUGAAUGGUGUUCAUCAUUUGCUGAAAUGCUGUUUGCGGUGCUCCUGUCAAUGCUGCAUUGCAUCGUGUGCAUUGUAUUAUUACCUGUUGAGACUAUAUACUUGUUGUGAUUGUUCUUGCAUAAUUUCAUAAUAGUUUGGAACACUGUUGACACUCUUUUUUCUUUCUAUGUAGCCUACAUGCACAAGCAAACUGACUAGUGAUUUACUAACUUAGCUGGCCCUAUAAAACCCGUUGGCAUUUUGCCAAUUUCGCCGAGUGGCAUUGAUUUUAGUAGGCUCUAAGAGUUUGGAGAGUUAAUCGACGUAGCCCAAUGACAUCACAUUGCACUAUACACAUGUGCACCAACCAUUCAUUUACACAAACACACAAGUACACACGCACACUGCUUAAACAGUGUGUCAUUAUGUGCAGUAUUGUUGAAACAGGCACAUCGCAGAGUGCAUUAACCAUUUUUCAUUGACCAGUCUCUCUGCCUUCAUUCGAUGAGAAAGGAGCUUGCUUUUACAUGUUGAUAAAGCUUUUCGAAGUUGUGUAUGCGACAUUAGUGUGGCCCGGAAAACUGGCUUAGGACAAAGGAGUUUUAUGCAGGUCAUCUGUCAUUUUCCUUCAAUGGAGUGCAUUCAGAAUACAUUAUAAUUGGUUUAGCCUUUGACAAUCAAGCAAUUUCUCAAUAUGUGACGAGCGUUAGUAGCACUGCAAUGUAGUAGUAAGCACGAAGAAAGUCUCACUUGCAGCGUUUUGCACUUAAGCGUUAAUAACGCACGGAGACAUCACAAAGCAAAUAAUACAUGCAAGAACUCGCAAUUGUGUACAGUAAAACCUUGAUAAUUCGAAGGCUGCCGGACCACGAAAAUUCGUUGAAUCUUGCGGAUUUUCGAAUUAACCGAAAUGAAAAAAAAAAAAAAAGCAAGAACCUGCUGCAAAAAGGAAUCUCCUUUAUUUUUCAUGUCCGACAAAGAUUACUUGAAGUAAUCACUGAUGCGGGAUUUCUUGGCGCGGUAGUGCGCCGCCGCCCCACAUGCCAUAUUCUCCAGCUGGCUCACAACACGUAGCAUAUAAAUAUCACCCCCGCUGCACUCAACAAAGCUGCGGAUGAUGUUGACGGAAUUGAUAAUCGCUGCUAAAGCGGGCACAUGCGUGCUUGACUCGGACAUUUUGGACUUGCUGGAUAUUUCGGACUUCUAAAAUGCACACCGUCAAGGUUCCCACUGAGCUAACGCAUUUUUGCACCUGAUUUUUCGGACGAAUUGAGGCCCCAAAGUGCGAUUUUCCGGACUAAAUCGUUCAUUCCAAGCCACGCUACCUGAUCUUGGAGGCCGCCAUGUUGGAUUUUCCGCUGGCUUAGCUUCCAGUGGGCCGCGCUAUAGACUCCUAGAUUGAGAGGCGCACGCUGUCAAUUAAAAUAAAAAAAUAGAGAGUGCAGGCCACUCUCCAGUCUCGAAGGUCAUGCCCGCUUUUCCAUGGCAUUAUUGGAGAUUUUUUAAAUACUUUUUUCUUGGCUAGAUGAGUUUCUCGGACUAUUUUUCGCUCCCUGCGAAGUCUGGAAAAUCGGUCGGCGACUGUAUGAGGCGCCCUAACCUAUGAGUCGCACGUUGCUGCCAGCCUCAAACUACGAAUUAUGAGGAUAGAGCCGCACAGGCUAUUCAAAUUAUCUGGUAGACUUUGCAUUGAAAAUGAUGGGACCCGCUCAAAUUCAUCGCAUUAACCAAAAUUUCGAAUUAACCGAGUUCAAAUUAUCGAGAUUUUACUGUAUUUAUUCAAAUCGUACAAAUAACCAUGUGAAGGUUGAAAAAGGAAAGGGCAAUGGAGAAAAUGCCUUUGAAUAGCAUCAAAAAUUUUUAAAAAACAUCUCGGGUUGUCCUCACCAGGUCUCCGAACCAACUAUUAAGGAUAACAAAACUUAUAAAAGCAGGUCCUUGAAGUCAAAUUAUGCAUGUUACUAGUGCUUGAUGUGCUACUAGCGCUAUGUGUGACCAUUUAGUGGUCAGCGUUUUCAACUUUUCUGCCGGUGACAUGGUCACCCUGGCUCUUCGUAAAGGAAGAGAUGGAAGAAAGCGACUCCUGUUUCAGAGCUCAUACUGUUACGGUAAUUGCACAAUUUGCAUGUGGUUGACCUGUGCAUAAUGUUGCUUUUUGUUUCUUAGCACUGCCCAUGUUGUGUAAUGUGAUGCCGUUUUGCUAUGACAAUGCUUGCAUGUGCAAGAAUUGAAAAAAAUAUAUAUAUGUUCCUACAGUUUGAGUAGGGGUGUGCAAAUGUUUGAUACUUUCGAAUGAUGAUUCAAAUAGUAUCCUAUUCGAUUCGGAAUAUUGCAACACGUCAACUGCGCCAAAAUAAACAUAAAGUUGGAGAUAAAGUACGGUAAAUUUUUGCUGCCACUGGCUUAGUAUAGACACACAAAAAAAAGAGAGAACUUGCGUAGUGGAGCAGGCUACUACAGGCAUACAGCGAUCAUCAUUCAUCUGAAGAAUCUUGUGCAUGCUGAAGAAACUACUUGUUUGCUCCUAAUGCUUCAUUUGUGCUUUUAAUAAAGAACAUUACAUAACCCAAUCUGUAAUGACAGAAACUUGCUAACUUUAAGGACACUAGGAUAUGAACAUUGUUUUAUAUUAAUUGUGAUAACGGGCGUCCAUUAUUCGAAAACUAUUAAAAAAUUAUUCAAUUUGCUGCCGGAACUAUUUGAUUUGUAUUUGAUUCGGUCUCGAAAAUCACUAUUUGCACACCCCUACAUUUGAGUAAUGACUGCGCUGUGACUUGCGAUUGCUUUGAUUUGCGGUCACAUUUUUGUUUUUGUGUGUAUGCGCUAACAAAUGAAAAUGUUGCUCUGAAUCGUAAGCAGGGUAACCACUAAGUAUUGGUAUUAAAGCACGGGUAAGCAAGGCAGCCAUGCCAUAUUUUAGCCAAGUGUUUUGUAAAACUUGGCUUUUAGGGCGAGCAGCAGUACAUCAUUUAUUUAUGUUCAGGGAAGGCUGAUGUUUUGUGCCUGUUAAUUUUGCGAUUGCUAUUUCCAAUGCGGAGUCAAGCAUUUGGUUCUUUGACCCAUUUGGGAUCGCUGCAAUAAAUGUGCAUUACAUAUUAUUUUAUAAGUUGGCCCGUGGAGACUGGUCUUGCAGUUAGAGUGUUUGUAUGCUAGUCCUACCACUCAUGACACUCAAUCAUUGGCCAGUGACUACAGCUCUACAGCAGAUUUCUUUUCUGGUGUUCUAUGAAUGUGAAUGUGAUAUUUUCAUAUCAAACAGACCAUAUGAAUGUCUUGAAUAUGAUGUUUCUGAAAACACUGUAGGCAAAGCGAAAGCAAAGUUAUUUGCUGCGUGCGCACACUCCAAGCCGUAUUAGGCAUUUGCAGCGCGAAUUUGUAGAGAGCCUUUUUUUUUUUUUCAUGAAAAGCAUGUUAUUUUUUAUACACUUGCGCCUGCAGAACCGAUUCCAGAGUUGUUUUUGUUGCCAUAUCAAAGUUGUGAGUUUUAGUGUUAUUUUUGUAUUGUUUCCGUGUUAAAA
Messenger RNA from Dermacentor silvarum, 5704 nucleotides. RefSeq names its product putative protein-lysine deacylase ABHD14B. Gene Ontology annotation, cellular component: cytoplasm. The record is from RefSeq and is a predicted model, not a curated record. The coding region runs from base 199 to 1155 and encodes 318 amino acids. The transcript is spliced from 5 exons. Lineage: Eukaryota; Metazoa; Arthropoda; Arachnida; Ixodida; Ixodidae.